Messenger RNA from Spodoptera exigua (beet armyworm), 1449 nucleotides. Lineage: Eukaryota; Metazoa; Arthropoda; Insecta; Lepidoptera; Noctuidae. The record is from the annotation of a GenBank genome assembly.
AUGCAUUCGUUGUGCUUCAAUGUGUGGGUUACCGGAGGCCUAAUCCUUCCCCCCAAGCCCCAAAUUGUCAAUGCUCUAAUGCCUAACAAAACAACCCACAGAACGCCGCGCGCCGGUGAUGAACUUGUUACUCCUUUUGUGAUUCGCGCGGCGUUGAUCACGUACCAUCAGGUUUUCGUCGACAUGGACGUAUACUACAAUCCCCCAACUGGAUCACUGCGUGGAGAUCCAUUUUUCAGAGCUGAUGUGAACUCAUAUAAAGGGUCUUCGUACAACAUACCGAUGGUGCACGGCUCUGGUCCUGUACAAGUCCAUGGAGCCCACGCCUCUGGAUAUGCUUCGACGCCGGGUUCGUCCCGUGGUUCCGUAGCUGGAACAUCUCCUAAAGAUUCUGAUGAUAAUGUCCUAGAAGACGUGGAACGCAAUAUUGCGACUAUUGAACAAUCCAUUCGUGACAAAGAAGUUACCAUUGAUAUGGAGUGCCUGGAGGAGUCCCGAGCUCACAAGUUGAAGACUGCAGGAAAGCGCUUGCUCAAGCGUGGAUUCACCCUGGGCAGCGAGAAAGUCGUGAUAGAGAUACCCGAACGCAAAUCUCGCCCUUCUACUCUGAAAACUGUGAGGACCUUGAUGCGUCUUGGCAAGGCCCGCGCGUCACGCUGCAGUAGUGAUGAAGAACAAGGCCUCCUCGAGACACCUGGGCCUUCGUCAGAACCUGACCGACCAACGAGUCAGAUAUCAGUCUCAUCUGACGAAGUACUUGUUGAUAUAAAUUCACCGACCGAAACACGCAAGUUUAAAAGAAUGCGUACUGUCAUAGAUACUGGAGUUCCAUCCGCACUGAAAGCAGCUGAUUUCCAAGUCUGCGUGACUGUGAUCGAGGCCCGUCAGCUCGCGGGCCUGAACAUGGAUCCUGUAGUCUGCGUGCAAAUAGGCGAUGUUCGCAAGUACACAAGCGUCAAGGAGAGCACCAACUGUCCUUAUUACAACGAGUAUUUCGUCUUUGAUUUCCACAUGCCGCCGAUCAUGCUGUUCGACAAGAUUAUAACGCUUUCGGGCCGGGAGGGAGGGAGUGUCAGACUCUUACUGACUAAAAAUCCCCUGUUCCUUCUCCUGCUCUGGGCCGAGGUCGCGGUGCCUCAUUGCGCUUACGCCGCAACCCCGGUUGAACAUCAGCUCUAUAGGGCCCCGUCUGUGGUCUAUUGGCUCUUUGAGGUGCGCGCGGAACUCUACGCGCCGUACGCUCGGGCUUGGUUCUGGUCGGGCGGUAACAAUGUACUGACUCGACUGGUGGAAAAUGCCUGCGGCAUUAAGUCCGCCUAUGUACCCAUGGUGCAUGGAGUUUUAAUAAUAUGUACCAACUGGGGUCUCGGGUCAAACGCAAUAAGGUCCCACUGCCUUGGCCUGGAGCUGGAGAACGAACGAGAUGGUGUUGAGUCAGUCAAACACUGA